AUGGCCGCUUCGCUGCUGCAUACGUGGAAAAGAUACCUAUGCAGUAGCUGCCUGAAUCAGGCACUGGCAGCGUCGCGUCGUUGCUUGCGGCUAGCACGCUACCAGCUGCCGCCGAACGGUUUCCCGCGGAGAGGCUCUGCCUCCAAAGCGGGCGCGAGCAAACCGAGUACUGAGCCUCAGCGGCUGCCGUAUCGUUAUGCGGUCGCUACUAUUUUGGAGCGAACGCCGAUCAUCAUGCCAGAGCCUACUCCUGAGGAGCGGGCGUUCCUCAAGUUUCAGCUGUUGAUGGCCAACGCGCAAGCCCGAGAGCUUUCUCCCGAGGUCAUGCAGCGACUCUUCGGCGAAAGUGGUGACACGAUCCCAGACAAGCACCCCUUUCUAAACUCGAAAGUUUUUGAGCUCGACGAUAGUGAAUAUGUGCCGGCGCCUCGCGAAACAGAGGCCGACCGUACCAAUGAUCGGCGUUCCCUGCGUCGCAAACUGGACCAGUGGCUGUUCCUUAUCGUUCAACGCAAACUUGGUCCGACAGGCCGUUCACUGUGGCAGUUCCCUCAGCGAUUCAUCGAAGAAGAGCGCCUAAUGCAAUCCAGUAAUGACCCGAUGCCUCUGCGGGCCGGUACAGACGCAGCCGCUGCAUCCGCCGAAGCGCUAGGUACCAGUGGCGGCGCUGAGACGCGCUGCUCGAAAACCUUUUUCUUUCGGGGCGAGGCCGAAAAAGCGCUCCAAAGUCUCAUCGAGACUGGCGGAACCGAUGGCGAUGACGAAAACGAUUUUGAGGCUCAUUUUAUUGGCAAUGCUCCAUGUGCACAUUUGAAGCAUAUCUAUUCGCCAGCGCUCCAAGAGGCUCAGGGCAUUUCCGGGAUCAAAAUCUUUUUUUAUCGUGCACAGUUGAUUAGCGGCUGUAUUACUGGGGUACGCGCACCAGCUGCAGUAGAUUAUGCAUGGGUUACAGCCGAGGAACUGCCGGAAUAUUUACCACCGGAUUAUUAUCGAUCAGUCGCGCCUGUAGUGUGGUAG
This is a messenger RNA of Cyanidioschyzon merolae strain 10D, 1017 nucleotides long. RefSeq names its product mitochondrial ribosomal protein L46. Gene Ontology annotation, cellular component: mitochondrial large ribosomal subunit. The record is from RefSeq and is a predicted model, not a curated record. The transcript has a single exon. Lineage: Eukaryota; Rhodophyta; Bangiophyceae; Cyanidiales; Cyanidiaceae. The coding region runs from base 1 to 1017 and encodes 338 amino acids. Gene Ontology annotation, molecular function: structural constituent of ribosome.